AAGAUUACUCGAAAACACUUGCGAUGAUGGUACAUUGCGUAGGUGGGCUUUUCAACAUGGCGGUUUUAAAGCAAUAAUAAUCCAUUGUACUAUUUUCGCGCUCGUGAAUUGAACGGCGAGAAAACUGCGCAACGCAUUACUUCUAGCAUUGCGCAGACGGAAUUCCAUCAAUUACACUCAAUAAAAAUGGUGGAUACUGAAAAGGAGGAGGCGCACAAUCUCCAAAUGGAGUUUGAAUGGGUGCUUCGCGAGGAAGUACAUUCGUCGCUGUCCCAGUUGCGCAACAUUUUAAUGGACUGCGCACAGAGGUUUCCGCUGGCAUUAUUCGGAAAUGAUCAGCCAUACAAGACGGACAGAUUCGUGUUUACAGCGCCGCACGAUCAAGUGAAAUGCGUCAUAGUUUUGACAGGGGACAGUAUUACAAAUGCGGAGGUCAAUAUCAAGGUUCAGCGUCAACAGAAUACCAACAUGAGAACCAGCAUACAGAACGAUCAUCCUUGGAAACUCCAACAAAUUCAAGACGCGGCCAAUCAUUUGCAGCAGGCUAUCGCUCACAUAGACAACGUCGAUCGUCACUAUCUUUUUAAAACUUCUGACGAGGUUAUGCACAUAUUGGGAAAUAUCUUGGGAUGCCUUCAGCGAAGUCGAACCAGCCUUAUUGUACCACGAAAGAAAACUAUAGACGAUCUCAUCAAAAGUCGCAACAUGAGAUCGUUGAAUCCGAUUUUACCAGACAAUUUAGCGAUCAGUUUUUAUAUACAAAGCUACAAGUUAGUUCUAGCUGUUUAUCAAUUGGAAAAUGCCCACGGUAGCGUCAAGUACGAGACACAUCAGGCUGAGUGUAGUGUACCGUGGUUAAAUGAAGCAUUGGUUCUACUUACCAUAGCUCUACAGCUGUGCCAAAGAUUGAAGGAUAAGAUCUGCGUUUUCUCCCAGUACAAGGAUUUUACAGUCGGAUCCAGAGUACCAUCUGCAAUGGAUUGGUAACAUUGACGAGAGUCCUGUUGAGUUGAAUGUGUUUCAAAUAUCAAUUUUAUCCAUUGAGCUUGCUACAAACCUGACGGCUUGAAUUAUUCAAGCUAUCGUUUCUACACGUCGCGUGUUUCGGUACGUUGAAAAAACCAAUAUUUAAAUUUUAGGAAAGCCGUACAUUCUUAUUUAAUUUCACUUUUCUUACGAUACUUACGAUUUUCUCAACUCUCAUCACCUCGCACACAUUUAUUUGAAAACAUGUAACGUACAUUUGUUUUAUAUAUUUUUUUCUGUUUCUUCAUUUUUAAACAAAUUAUCCAACGCUUUAGUCCCGCCGAAUUUUAUAAACUUUUUCUUUAGAUUUGUUUCUGUUAUAUCUAUCGCAGAGUUUAUGCAAUGAAUUAAUUUUUAUUUAUCAGUAUUUUUUUUUCAAAUCCACGGAAAGCCCGCUUAUUCGUAACGAUUUGUUACUUAUAAAUACGAUACCCUAUUUGUAAAUUAUAUGUUACCAGAUUAUAACUAAAAAGUUGUUGGUAGUGUGGCUAGAAUUGUUAUAGAAUAAUAAUAAUAAUAAUAAUAAUAAAAACAACAACAACAACAACAACAACAAAAAUAAUAAUAAUGAUGGUAAUCGCCCAUUUUUGCACUAUAAACUUGAAUCGGAUACGAAAAAUAAUAAUUGAAAGAAAAAACUAAUACCAGUAACAUAGGUAAUUUUAAAUAAAUAUUGAUGGAAACAAAAAUGCAGGAAAUGAAUAUUAAUGGUCAUUCGAGAAUAGGAUGAGAAAAAAUUUGUAAAAGAAUGCAAUUAGUCCUUGACUCCAUGUUGCGAAUCGUGAUUGGAAUUUCAGAGGCAACGAACUAAAGCCUGUAUGUUCAUAGCGACGGUCUCAAGAGAUUGCACCGAUGAAAAGAAGUGUAGAUACUUGGCCAAUUAUCUACGUGCCUCGUGUAACCGUUUAAUUUUAACAGUAUUGUAUUUAAGUAUCGGUUUCGACGUUAGUCUACAAUAAUAAUGUGUAAUGAUAAAAGUAAAAUUGGUCAUAGGCAUAAUAUUAAUUGCAAACCAAGAAACUAGUGAAAAAAAAAAAAAAUAACCGAUCCAAAUUAUAGUAGUUAGUGAAUUGUAAAUGUCAACUUGAAGUAAUAUGUAAUUGAACUGUUGUUAAAUUUUAAUUCGUUAUAGGUAUCUUAAUACUAUGGUAUACGCACGAAUAAUUGCGUAACGUCACGAUUGAUUUCAGAGAAUGAAACCGACGCGCCUAUACCCGUAUAUGCAUACAUGCAUAUGUAAAACUUAUUUAAUUUUUUGUAAAUAGUAUCAUGAUUAUCGUAAUAUGUUAUAGCAGUUAUUGCGCGAUCAUUGUUAUUCAGCUAUAAAUGUAAUAAUUAACGCGGUAUGUGAGAGAUUUUACUUACUAUUAUAUAUAGCCUGAAAUAGACGAUGAUUUGUAAUGUAAUUUUUCGGCACUGCAAAACCUACAAGAAUGCCGGGAAAUGAAGCAACAAGGCGCGAAUUGAGUUUUUCGAUAUUAUUAAACGGAAUUCUUAAACCGCAAGUUUAAAUUUUCUAAUAAUUCUUCUGCUAGGGUGAUUUUUGUUCAUAUAAAUUUAAUAACUAAUUGUAAGUGUACAGUUACAGUACACACCUCACCGUUAUGUACGUAAAACUUGACAAUUAAAACGAAUUUGUGUGGAUUUUAAUCAAUGCCUGCAUAAUGUUGCAUUUCGCAUUCUUGUAUUACCGUCUUAUUAUUAUUACUAUUCUUUCAGCACGUAUCUUUGAAUAUCUUCAUUGAAUUUUAGGAAUUAUGCUAAAAAAUAUUUUUAAAAAAAUAACGACAACCACGCGCAUCAGGUUUUACGCAUCCGCAAAUUGUUAAUAACGCACGGUCGAAACUGAAACGAAUGCAGUUUAUGGGUCCUGACAAUAAAAUUAUUACAGUGUGUUUGAUGUGGUGGUUGCAAAGAGGUCGGCCACAAUGUUUAUUGCGUUUGAAUAAAACGUUAACCACCCUUAUAACUGCACUUUAUACGUAUAAGUCUCAGAGAUGUUGAGUGACUCUAAACAACUCUCUACAUCUCCCGCGUGUAGACAAAUCGCGUUUCCAUUGUAGUUUGUAUUUUAGAAAGAACCAAACUAAGAUAGUCCAAUUUGAGUGUAUUUAUUGUUAUGUGGAACAGUUUUCGAAGCAAUAAACUGUACAAGUUAAUCGAAA
Molecule: messenger RNA, 3191 nt
Organism: Neodiprion fabricii
Lineage: Eukaryota; Metazoa; Arthropoda; Insecta; Hymenoptera; Diprionidae
Gene: rogdi
Product: protein rogdi
Exons: 6
Coding region: 187-987 (266 amino acids)
Cellular component (GO): RAVE complex
Source: RefSeq, a predicted model, not a curated record